AUGCCGACCACCACCAACAACAUUCUCCAAUCCCAAAUCUGGUCCGGCUCCCUCGCCCUAGAAAUCCACCUCUCCGCCUCCGACUGUCGAACAUAUGACCAAUCCGAGCCGUAUCUAAUCCACUUCCCUCGCCUCUCCUACCUCGCCUUCCUCCUCCCACGGCUACACGCCUUCUUCACGCCCGCGCUGAUCAAUCCGGAGGUAUCAUCACAUGAUGCCUGGUUCACCUUUGAAGACGUCCCGCUAAAAUGGCACUAUCCUCUCGGUUUGCUGUAUGAUCUCUACUCCGGUGCUGAGCCGGUGGACUUGGCUUCCGCUGCUGAAACCGACGAUGCCGCGUCAAGCAAGACUUCACUUCCAACCCCGUGGAAGUUAACGAUUCAUUACUCGGAUUACCCGGAACAUCAACUUCUCCACCUCGACCCGGAGGGGCGAACCAUGCACGACACGUUCAUCAACAGCGUCAAAGAAGCCGAUUUUGUGCGGAAUGGGUCCGCGAGAGCGGUCAUGGGGUUGAGUAAAGAGGACUCUGAUAAUUUGUGGUUAGCAGUUCAGACUCACAACCUGCCCCUCUUCACCCGCACCCAGCACAAACUCCUCCACCCACCCGGCCUUUCCCUCCGACACAUCCCCCUGAAACUCUACCUCCCCACCUCGUCCUCCUCUCUCCUUCCCGCCGACCCCAUCCCCGAAGACCCCUCCACCACCCCUUCCUCGUCAGCCCACCUCCGCGUCGUACAAUCUCUCAUCCCGCUACACAUCCCCGGAACCAAGUCCCCUCAAACCCUCGGCACAGCCCUGAACAAAAUACUUCCGACGAUUUUUCCGAGUCGGAGGAGUCCGAUUUACGCGCGGGUGGUAUUGCAUGGAGUGGCGCUUCCGUUGGGGGUGGAAUUGCAAGGGCUGAUGUUAAACGGGGGAGGGUUUGGGGAUGGCUGGUUGCAUUUGGGAGUGGUGAUGCAUGGGUGA
Zymoseptoria tritici IPO323 is the source of this 969-nucleotide messenger RNA. RefSeq lists its product as uncharacterized. Gene Ontology annotation, biological process: C-terminal protein lipidation; cellular response to nitrogen starvation; nucleophagy. NCBI's taxonomy places the organism in Eukaryota, Fungi, Ascomycota, Dothideomycetes, Mycosphaerellales, Mycosphaerellaceae. The transcript is spliced from 2 exons. The record is from RefSeq and is a predicted model, not a curated record. Bases 1 to 969 code for a protein of 322 amino acids. Gene Ontology annotation, cellular component: phagophore assembly site membrane; Atg12-Atg5-Atg16 complex; cytoplasm.